Molecule: messenger RNA, 564 nt
Organism: Symbiodinium sp. CCMP2456
Lineage: Eukaryota; Dinophyceae; Suessiales; Symbiodiniaceae
Source: the annotation of a GenBank genome assembly
AUGACUGCUUUGCCCGUGCUGAGGAGGCGUUUGCAGCUGGUGGGGGUUACGGCCAUGUUCGUGGCGGCCAAGUUUGAGGAAAUUGACCCGCCGCGUGCCACGGACUUCGUUUACAUAACAGACAACACCUACUCCAAGGAUGACCUCUUGCAAAUGGAGUGCACAAUGCUUUCAGCCCUAGACUUUCGAGUGGUGGUGCCAACGCCUGCCCACUUCUUCGACCAGUUCGUCAAGGUCAACAGCGAGAACGCUCUUCACACUGAGACGGUCAAGUAUAUCCUCGAGCUUGCACUCAUCGAUCUGCGGAUGAUCCGGUAUCCUCCUUCCCACCUGCUCGCAGCAGCGAUCUUGCUUAGCAACGACCUCUUCGGCAGGGCAGCUCUAUGGCCAGAUGUGAUGGUGCAGACGUGCAGACACACAGAGGAGGAGCUGCGAGGCUGCGCAGAGGAGCUGCGGUCGCUGCUGCGAGCCGCCCCAGCAGCUUCGCUGCAGGCCGUGCGGAAGAAGUACAUGCUGCAGACGCAUCAGCGCGUUGCUAGCCAUGCAGUGCUGGCCGGUGCUUAA